AUGCGAUUCGAUCCUGACAAUCCACAAGUUGCAAUCUACAACAUGCCUUUUGUUUAUCAUCUUUCGCCAAACAGUACUAUAUCAGUGAAGCAACUUGAGCAUGCACUCAAUCUCACUGUUAACAAACAUUUAUCGCUUCAUACAGCGAUAAUUUUCGAUUCGAAUAAAAAUAAAUUAAUGCAACGUGUUGUACAAGUCAAUGACAAUUAUAUGACAGCAUUUGCAUUUAUGCAGAGUACUUAUGAAACACAAGAACGAUUGAAUGAUGUCAUACAUGAAGAGAAACGAAAUCCUCAACUUUUUAAUCUUAGCCAAGGUCUUGUUUUUCGAUGUCAUCUUGUUUACUACAAACAAGUCUCUUCAAACAAUCUACUUUCUCAUAAAGAUAUAAUCAUCUUUAAUUUUCAUCAUGCAUCAUUUGAUUUUCCAUCAAUGGAUAUAUUUCUUCAUGAUCUCAAUCAAGCAUAUACAACAGGAGAACUAAUUGACAGUAAUGGUGAAAAUACGUUUACUUAUCUUGACUAUGCCAUUAUCGAACAGCAGAUGUCAAUGACUGGUGCUAGUAUGUAUUGGCUUGAUAUUCUUCAUGGUUGUAAUCUUGAUCGAUCAUUACCAUUACCGUAUGAUCGGUAUCGUCUUUCAAAUGAACAUCGAACUGGCCGUGGAAUAUCUGUUUCUUUUGAUUUUGAACAAGAUCUUUCCUAUGAGUUUCUUACUUAUGCGUCCACUAGCAACAUAUCACUUGACUAUUUAGUACUUGGUACUUAUUUUAUACUUUUGUUCAAAUUAACUAAUGGAGACAAUGAUCUAUGUAUUGGAAUGAACACACACGGACGUUAUCGAGAUGAGUUUAUAGCUAUAAUUGGCAUGUUUGUCAAUGCUAUUCCACUACGCUGCCAACUUGGUCCUCAUCUGAAUUUCCAUAAAUCGAUAGAUUAUAUACAAGAAUUAAUGACAAAUAGUAUGAGAUAUUCAUAUUUUCCUCUUCAACGUAUUCUUGGUCAACAUCCUCAUAUAUCAAAUCCUGCAUUUCUUGAUACAUCAUUCCAAUUUACAUCAUCUAUAACAUACGAUAAUAAAAAUAAAUUAAUGCUUGAUGAUAAUGAACUUACUUUAGCACCCUUUUCGAUUGAGAUCAGUGAAGGUGAAAUUAUGAGUAAAUUUGAUUUUAUUAUUAGUUUUCAUUAUUAUUUGGAUCUUAAUCAAAUCUCAUGUACAAUCGAUGCAUCGCAUGAUUUAUUUAACGUUGAAACUGUUAGUAAGAUUUCACAACAAUUUCAUUCCAUGCUACAUCAAUUAUCUGCAUCCAUUCAUAGUCAAAUAAAUCAACCGCUCUAUGAGUUGUCAUUAAUAUUACCAAAUGAACAGUUGCUUCGACAAUCAAUGAAUAAUACAGAAAUAUCCUUUCCUUCUCUAAUUUGUAUUCAGCACGAAUUUGUUUCUAAGGCAAUUCAAUAUUCGCAAAAAGUAGCUGUUGAACUAGAUGAGCAAUCUUUAACUUAUGGAGAACUCUUAUAUUAUGUUCAAGUAUUAUCUUUGAAUCUUCUUAAUGAGUCCCAUAUCUCUCCAGGUGAAGUCAUUUGUCAAUGUGUUGAGAGAAGUAUAACAAUGAUUAUUGGUAUAAUGGCCAUUGAAAUGGUAGAUGCCGUGUAUUGCCCACUAUCGCCGCGAGAUCCAAUAGAUCGUUUGCAUAAGCUUAUCGAACAAACUCAAAGUCAUAUUAUUCUUGUUCAUUGGUUAACCAAGAAUAAGAUAAAUCAUAAAUAUAGAUCAGUAAAUGUUGAUUUAAUAUUGGCUAAUAGUGACGCACAUAGCUAUAUAGUCGUUGCUCAAUUAUCAAACAUCAUAGUGAGAGCAGAGCAUAUUGCAUACAUCAUUUUCACAAGUGGCUCCACUGGAAUACCGAAAGCGGUUCAAGUUCGACAUCGAAAUAUCAUAGAAUAUAGAGAUUCGAUUGUUUUUAUCCACUGGAUCAGUAGAAUUGAUGUCCUUCUUCAGAUUGCGCAUUGUUCGUUCGAUCUUCAUGUGCAAGACAUAGCGUGUAGCCUUACGACCGGAGCCUCUCUUGUUCUUCUACGUCCAAGAGGAAUUCUCGACUUUAACUACCUUCUUCAUACGAUACGAAGGAAAAAUAUUACUUCCAUUACUACUGUUCCGACUUUGCUUCAACAUUUGUUUACUUUUGCACGGCAGAUGAAUGAUCGUAAUGUCCUGGAAUGCCUUCGUUUAGUUUGUACUUGCGGAGAAAUCUGUACAGUGAAACUAAUAACACUAAUGUCGAGCACUAUGACAAAGAAUUGUAAACUCAUGAAUGCAUAUGGCCCAGCCGAAACGACCAAUGGUUGUACUAUUCAUGUUUUGGAUCACAAUAUGAAAAGCGAAAACAUUCCAAUUGGACGACCUCUGGCAAACUAUCUGCAUAUAAUAUUGGAUCAAUAUUUGCAAAAUGUGACAGUCAACCAAGAAGGAGAGCUAUUUGUCGGAGGAGUAGGGGUCUUUGCUGGCUAUCUUGGACGUGAUGAUUUAACAAGCAACUCACUGAUUUAUAUCGAUAGUUUAUUAUUUUAUCGAACCGGAGAUCUUGUCAAGAUAGAUAAUAAUAAUAAUAUACAUUAUCAAGGAAGAAAAGAUCAUCAAAUCAAACUACAUGGACAAAGAAUCGAACUUGGUGAAAUUGAACGGUGCUUACUUAAUCUUACAUCCAUUUCUGCUUGUGUUGUAAUCAAAUGGAGAGAGGAUCACUUAGUUGCCUAUAUCCAAAGCUCUGAUAUCACUGAAGAACAACUACAUAAAUAUUGUCGAUCGCAUUUACCGCCACAUAUGAUUCCAUCUCGUUUUAUUAUCCUACACAAACUACCUCUGAAUUCAAAUGGAAAAAUAGAUCGGAAACGUCUUCCUGCGCCUGAGUUCGCAUCACUUAUUUUAUCUAAAGAAGAUCAAUUAGAUAAUCCAUUGAAAGAGUUAGAACGAUGCAUACUCGAUCUUUGGCGGCAAAUACUUCAAUGUGAGGGAAAGUAUAUCUCAAUAAAUACCAGCUUUUUUACUAUUGGGGGCCAUUCACUUCUAUUUAUUGAACUUUAUUAUCGCUAUCAAUUAUUGUUUAAUUUUGACAAUCGUACAGUCUCUAUCGCUUCGUUUCUUCAGCGUCCAACUGUAUUUCAACAUGCCGAAAUACUUAAAACAGUUACUCACAAUGAUAUAACAGAAACUCAAUGGCAUACACUGCACAUCAAUCAAGGUAUUGCCUCUUUUGCUCAAGAACGUAUUUUUAUUGAUGAGCAAAUUCGCUUUUCAAAAAGUAUUGCUAUUUACAAUGAAUUAACCGUUCUAAGAGUUGUUGAAGGAUCGUUAUCAUUAAGUCGUCUAUCAAAAGUUUUUCAAUAUAUUUUGACGAAACAUAAAAUAUUGCGAACAUCUCUCAGAUUUAACAAGCAUCAUACCAUUUUGGAGCAACACAUCACUCAUCAAAAUAGUUCAUUUGCAAUAGUCCAAGGUCAAAUAUACAAGGAUGAAAAAGAACUUCAAAACAUAAUUUAUCAAACAGUUACCGAUGCUAACUUAUUCGAUUUAUCAGAAGGUCGUGUUUUUUGCUGUCAAAUAUUUAGACGCCAAAUGCCAUCUCACCAAAACAGUAGUGCAGAAUUUGUAGGAGACGGCGAUAUACUUGCUAUUGGUUUUCAUCAUGCGGCAUUUGAUCGAUCAUGUUUUCCAAUAAUCUUCAAGGAAAUAACGUUUGCUUAUAAUAAUGAUGGAAAUUGGUGGGAAAAAGAGAUUGAUGAGAAAUCAUUGGAAUAUAUUGAUUACAGUGUACACGAACGUUUAAUCGACUUGACACCAUCACAAAACUUUUGGCGUACUCAUCUUAAAGAAUAUGACUUUGAAACUAAAUUGUCAUUGCCAUAUGAUCGAUCUCGUUGUUCUGAUACGAGAUCAUCUGCUGCUGCUUCUGUUAGCCGUUUCUCUUUUGAUCAACAUGUUUCACAAUCAUUUGUGAAUUAUGCAUCAUCUCAUCACGUUACUCUAUUUCAGUUAGGCUUGGCUACUUUCUAUGUAUUUCUAUUCAGAUUGACUCAUAGUAUACCAGAUAUCUGCAUCUCUACCGUUCAUGCCAAUCGUCAUAGACAUGAGUUGCAAAACCUAUUUGGAAUGUUUGUAUCAACAUUACCAUGUCGUAUUCAAUUUAAUGUAGAUUCGUCAUUUGACGAAUUUGUUCAACAUGUAAAAGAAACAGGCUUAUCAAUUCUUGAACACUCUCAUUACCCACUUCAAUAUAUUCUCAGUGAUUUUCGCCUCAAUCAAUCUAAUCUUGGGUUUCUUGAGACAAUGUUCGACUUUAUCAUUAUUUCCGAAAAUGUGACCUAUUUAUCGAUGGGUGAAACAAAAUUACAGCAAGUAUCAUUAGAGCAAUCGUAUGAAGUAGCUAAAUUCGAUUUUAUGUUAACGUUUCUCUAUUAUCCAACGUUAGAAAAUGAUGCAUUAUCCCUCAAUUUUACAUGUUCUCGUGAUUUAUUUGAUGAGAAAACUGUUUCACGAAUAGCUGAAAGAUUUUCAUAUUGUAUUGAACAAUUGUUUUCAUCAAAACAACAAAUGGACGAGGUGGACUCAUGUCUGAAAAUUAUAUCACAAGUUAAUCUUAUACUACCACAUGAAACUAGAGAGAUUGAUGGCGUUAUACUUCAGUCACAAUUAAAUAUCCUGUAUGAAGGUAUGUCAAUCAUUUAA
Molecule: messenger RNA, 4722 nt
Organism: Adineta ricciae
Lineage: Eukaryota; Metazoa; Rotifera; Eurotatoria; Adinetida; Adinetidae
Source: the annotation of a GenBank genome assembly